Messenger RNA from Amoebophrya sp. A120, 3507 nucleotides. The record is from the annotation of a GenBank genome assembly. NCBI's taxonomy places the organism in Eukaryota, Dinophyceae, Syndiniales, Amoebophryaceae.
GGAAAAUAAACAAAAAAGAGGAUCUUCUAGCGGAACUCCUGUCCCCCGAGUGGGAAAAACAGUGGCCGGCUAGUGAAAAGAAGGAACGGAGAGAGCGACUGGCUAAAGCUUGUUCCGAAAGAACUCUCUCCCACGAGGAGCGAGAAGCGGAUUUGCAGCGCGUGGGGGCGUUAAUUAUGAACAUCGUCCGGCUGUGUCGCGUGCAGAGAAUGGAGGAAGAUCAUGAAGAUUUCGAUCACUUUCCGAGCAGCAAUAUUGAGAACAACCGGAAAAGUAGGUGUCCGAUCACGGGAAGAGACCGGAAAUAUUAUUCCGUGAAGGAGCUUUUGCAGUUGGAAAGCGAGAUUAAGUUGCAGUUUUUGCAGGGGCUUCUGAAGGAUAGAAAAGGAAGCAACGUCAUGCGCAUGCUCAUCGCAAAGCACCGGAAAAACGAGCAAUGCGAGAAGUUCUUCAAAGAACGGCACCAGGACACACGGAAAGAACUGGACGAAUUUGAGCAACAGAUCCGCAACAGUGGGAGAAGUUUGACACAAAUCACCGCCAAGGAGAAAGAACGUUUUCAGCAGAUUCACGCCGACCACGAACAGACGAUGCUACUUUUCACCUCCAGCCAAAAACUCGCAACGGAGUAUUCAGCAGAAUUCGACAAGGCGAGCGAAAUCUGCGGCUAUCUCCGAGAGAAGGAUGUCGAGCGCUUUCAGGACCACCGGACGGUGGAACGGGCGGAGAAAAAGCUGCGCGAAACGGGCGACGGGGAUGGGUUGCAGUUGCUGCAGGAUGGUAUCUACGAAAAAGACGGCCGCAGUGCUAUUGCGCGGGAAGACCUCCGCGAGGUCGCGAUCAAGUUUCGGGACUGCGAGCAGAUUGUGAAACGGUUUCUUUUCAACCGCGUGGUGGCGCCCAAGGCACGGAAUAUGGACUUCAAAGCGGAGUUCAAAAAUUGGGAAAAACUAUACGACGUGCAGUUGAAUGUCGAGAUCGAAAACGAGAGGCGCAAGGCGAAGCGGGAAGACUGUCUGCGCGAAAUCCUGGAGAUGCAAUACCAGGUGCACUUCAAUCUGUCGCAGCUAAUUGGGGCGGGGAAGGACUACGAUAAAUCGCAUCGGGUGGUAGAACGGGAAGAUCUUCACGAAACAUUAAACCGUCAGCUACACCACAGUAGAAAUAAUGCAGCACGUCGUAGUAGUUUUUGUGGUGCACGAGCAGGCGGACAAGAAGAUCUUCGAGGUGGAAGUGAUACUAACACAGCGACCCGGGGGAAUGAAAAUGAUCUCCAGCACGCAGGAAAAACAGCAACAGCAGCUGAUGGUGAAAGUAGAGCGGGUCCUACAACCGGACAUCUUCGAGCAGAAGUCGAAGCAGGAGAUCAUUUUUCCCGCAACAUGGCAGGUGCAGUUGAAGGACAACAUAUCCCACGAAGAAACUGUUUCACUGUGAUGCUUCUGCAAGAUCCGCAUCACAAGUUUGCUACACAUGACACAGAAAAUUUGCCAUGCGCGCUCUCCAAGGGAAAACACCUCUAAAGAGUCAAUGUCUUGCAGGUGUAGCAAGGCAAAUAGUUCUGUGUUCCAUUCGAUGCAUCACAAGUUCACAGUGAAACAGUUUUUUCUUGCGAUACAACAUCAAGAUCCACGAAUAACAUGCACCACACGAAUAUCCUGUGCAAAAGUAUCGCACUCGUAUUUUUGCAAUCAUGCAUUACAAAUUUUUUUCUCAAUGUAGAUCGGCAUUACAAAUUUCAUUUCUCAUGCUGAGAAAAUUUGUAAUGCAUUUAUACGAGUACGAUACUUUUGCAGUUCAUAACGAACGCCUACAACUGCCUUACUUGACGAGGUGGAAAAUGAAGAGCAUGGCGACAUCUGCACCACGCGAAAUGCAUCAAAUCCUAAAACCCGAGUCGUGCACCUCGGGAGACAUGAUGAGCACCAAAAGGCCCGGGAGGUUUUGACAAAAGUCUUAUCUGAGGACAGGUCGCAGCGAGAAGUGAUCACGAACUUGUCCAGGACCGUCAGCGAGCAUGGCGAAGGGGAAAAGAAAUUGGAGGCAGAACGACAGCUGGCGGAGAUUUUUAGAACAAGGUUAAACCAUUCUUACGACGUUGCAGCGGCGUUUUCAGCAGAAGCAGAGCAGCAGGGCGAGGGCCGCCCCAACACAACCGACAAAAAUGCCGGAGAAGAAGAACAUCAACCGAUGUCAACAAGAACAUCCCCGCGCGGCCUUUGUGGUAAAAAUAUUAAAUUCCAGUCAGACAAAGUGUACGUAGAACACAUAAUGGAAAAACUCAAACCUUUUUUCCCCCCGGGAAUGCCUCUGCCGGAAAAUUUUCGGCUCGGUGGACCUCCACGUGGCGCUCCGCGUGCUGAAUGGUCUACGAGCAUACAAGAUUAUGCACGUCUGGAAGGGCCGCGCUCUCCGAGCGGGCAGGUCACUUGGGGCGCGGCUACAGCUGCUGCAACUGCAAGUGCGACUUCUACUUCGAGUAGUUCGAGUGUCUCUUCGUCAGAGGUGAACAAGAAGAAGCCACUUCUUGACCGUCGAAACACAACCAGUUCUAUGCCUGCCAAGCCUCGCAGUAGUGCGGCCGGUCGUGGGGUACUACCUCCCGCUUCAUCAACGUCCGGGGUCCCCUCUUCCAGCACUUCCGUGAACAAGUUCGCGGCCUCCUAUUCCAUCGCGGAAGACGGGGAGGAAACCAUGUCGGCAUCGCGGAUUGCGGAAAUCCUGCGCGAAGGGGAGCACGAGGAACACGACGUUUUUUAUCUGGAUGAAGAUGCGGACGAAGAGGACGAGGAAGAUGUGCGGGAAUUUCUGAUGCGGGCCAGCGGCGGGGGAGGGAGCUCGUCCUCGAGCCGCAACUACAGCAGUCGUGCAAGCAGAAUUGGUGGUGGUGGAAUGAAUUUAUUUCCUGCGAGCAGAACAGCUGCCACCUCGGCCUUCUCUAGCACAAGCUCAUGCUCGGGAUCGGCCAGCUGCAGCUCGAAUGCGAAUGACGAGAAUGCUGCUGCGACAACUGCUGGCAGUAAUGACCUUCUGGGCGGUGCCGGGGUCCCCUCUAGGGGGCCCGGAACAACUUCCACCGGCUCUGCUUUAUCCUCUCGCAAGAUGAAGGGUCGACUGAACAACCAAGUUGAGCGUCUUUUACCCCCUGAUAGCGACGAGGACGACAGCACUGAUGAAGACGCUAAAAAUCACGGUGUUGAAGAAGAAGAUGAGUGCAGAAGAUUUAUUUUGGAAGAUGAGUUCGAAUACAACAACGAUGUCUGCAAUGCCCAGGAGCAGCUGGAUUUUGUGAACGACGUGCUGAGGAGCGGCUGUACAAUUCCCGAGCUGUCGGAUGAUGAAGGAGGUGACACUGAAAUCCAUGUUGAAGAUUAUAUCCAGCCCUCGAGGCCAACUAGUUCGACUUUGAUGUUGAACAGCGGGGAAGAAAAAGCUGGCCCUGACAAGAACAGCAAGCCCCAGUCUACUGCCCCCUCGUCAAAAAAGCACAAGAAAGGGAAAAAGUGA